GCGGAGCCGGAGCCGAGCGGAGCCGGUGCUGGGGCGGCUCAUUGCGGCGCGGCGCGGCGGCAGCAUGGCCACCACCGUGCCCUGCACCCGUUUCACCGACGAGUACCAGCUCUACGAGGAGAUCGGCAAGGGAGCUUUCUCGGUCGUCCGGCGCUGCGUCAAGCUCUGCACUGGCCAUGAGUACGCUGCUAAGAUCAUCAACACCAAAAAGCUCUCAGCCAGAGACCACCAGAAGCUGGAGCGCGAGGCGCGCAUCUGCCGGCUGCUCAAGCACUCCAAUAUUGUGCGGCUCCACGACAGCAUCUCCGAGGAGGGGUUUCAUUACCUCGUCUUUGACCUGGUGACAGGUGGCGAGCUCUUUGAGGACAUCGUGGCACGGGAGUACUACAGUGAGGCUGAUGCCAGCCACUGCAUCCAGCAGAUCCUGGAGGCUGUCCUGCACUGUCACCAGAUGGGGGUGGUCCACAGGGACCUCAAGCCGGAAAACCUGCUCCUGGCCAGCAAGUGCAAAGGAGCAGCAGUGAAGCUGGCGGACUUCGGCCUUGCCAUCGAGGUGCAGGGGGAUCAGCAGGCCUGGUUCGGAUUUGCAGGCACACCUGGCUACCUGUCCCCUGAGGUCCUGCGCAAAGAGGCCUAUGGCAAACCGGUGGACAUCUGGGCAUGUGGGGUCAUCCUGUACAUCCUGCUGGUGGGCUACCCGCCGUUCUGGGACGAGGACCAGCACAAACUCUACCAACAAAUCAAGGCCGGGGCCUACGAUUUCCCUUCACCUGAGUGGGACACAGUCACCCCCGAAGCGAAAAACCUCAUCAAUCAGAUGCUGACCAUCAACCCCGCCAAACGCAUCACAGCCCACGAGGCCCUCAAGCACCCGUGGGUCUGCCAACGUUCUACUGUGGCCUCCAUGAUGCACAGGCAGGAGACAGUGGAGUGCUUGAAAAAGUUCAAUGCCCGGAGGAAGCUCAAGGGUGCCAUCCUCACCACCAUGCUGGCCACCAGGAACUUCUCAGUGGGCAGACAGACCACCGCUCCUCCCACCAUGUCGGCGGCCGCUGCCGGGGCCCCCCUGGGGCUGGUGGAACAAGCAGCUAAGAGCUUACUGAACAAGAAGGCCGACGGCGUGAAGCCCCAGACCAACAGCACCAAAGGCAGUGCUGGCGUCACCAGCCCCAAGGGGACCCUCCCACCCACCGCUCUGGAGCCUCAAACUACUGUAAUUCAUAACCCCGCGGACGGCACCAAGGAGUCCUCCGACAGCACCAACACCACCAUUGAGGACGAGGACACCAAAGCCCGCAAGCAGGAGAUCAUCAAGAUCACGGAGCAGCUCAUCGAGGCCGUCAACAACGGGGACUUCGAGGCCUACGCGAAGAUCUGCGACCCGGGGCUCACCUCCUUUGAGCCCGAGGCACUGGGCAACCUGGUGGAGGGGAUGGACUUCCACCGCUUCUACUUCGAGAACUUGCUCUCCAAGAACAACAAGCCGAUCCACACGACCAUCCUGAACCCGCACGUGCACGUCAUCGGGGAGGACGCUGCCUGCAUCGCCUACAUCCGCCUCACCCAGUACAUCGACGCGCAGGGCCGGCCCCGCACCAGCCAGUCCGAGGAGACCCGCGUGUGGCACCGCCGCGAUGGCAAGUGGCAGAACGUCCACUUCCACGGUUCGGGGGCCCCCGUCGCCCCGCUGCAGUGAAGAGCUUGCGGUGGCUGUCCUGGUUCCAGCCCGAUGGAGACGGCGAUGGGAGCCGAGGCGGCAGCCGGAGCUGCGGCCCCCCAAGCACGCGUCCGCAUGCCUGUCCCCCCUACCCUGGCCCCUGCUCCCCCCUCCAGUGCCUGUGUUUGCAGAAAACAAAAAACAAAACAAAACAACAAAAAAAAAAACAAAAAAGAAAAAAAAAAAACAAAAAGCAAAAAAAACCC
Molecule: messenger RNA, 1923 nt
Organism: Catharus ustulatus (Swainson's thrush)
Lineage: Eukaryota; Metazoa; Chordata; Aves; Passeriformes; Turdidae
Gene: CAMK2B
Product: calcium/calmodulin dependent protein kinase II beta
Exons: 21
Coding region: 65-1696 (543 amino acids)
Biological process (GO): protein phosphorylation
Cellular component (GO): cytoplasm; neuron projection
Molecular function (GO): calcium/calmodulin-dependent protein kinase activity; calmodulin binding; ATP binding
Source: RefSeq, a predicted model, not a curated record